This is a messenger RNA of Cercospora beticola, 1606 nucleotides long. It is a transcript of the gene GCN5, whose product is annotated as bromodomain-containing protein. Gene Ontology annotation, molecular function: histone H3 acetyltransferase activity; protein binding. NCBI's taxonomy places the organism in Eukaryota, Fungi, Ascomycota, Dothideomycetes, Mycosphaerellales, Mycosphaerellaceae. Gene Ontology annotation, biological process: positive regulation of transcription by RNA polymerase II; chromatin remodeling. Gene Ontology annotation, cellular component: histone acetyltransferase complex. The record is from RefSeq and is a predicted model, not a curated record.
CACUUCGAGGAUACAGUACCGAUAGCCGCAUAAGAUAUUGAGCAUGGCCAGCGUGAAGGAGGAGAAGCGCAAGGCUGAGGAAGGCAUCAACGGCCACGAUGCUAAGCGCAUCAAACCGUCUGUGUCGCCUCCGCCGGCGUCGCACGAAGAGGAGCGCGACGAGGACGAGGACGACGGAACCUUCACGAUCAAUCACGCCGCGUACCCCGAGAAGCCCGCAGUCGUCGAGGAGCGCAAUGGCGAUAUCUCGUUCUAUGUCGUCAACAAUGACGGCAAGCCCUCGUCGCACAUCAUCCUCACCGGCCUCAAAUGCAUCUUCCAGAAGCAGCUCCCCAAAAUGCCCAAGGACUACAUUGCGCGACUCGUCUACGAUCGAACCCACCUGAGCAUAGCAAUCGUGAAGCGCCCUCCAGCCGGCUCGUUCGCAGAAGCAAGCGGCCUGCCCGGAGAAGUGGUGGGCGGCAUCACAUAUCGGCCCUUCAAAGGCAGGCAGUUCGCCGAGAUUGUCUUCUGCGCAAUCAGCUCUGAUCAGCAGGUGAAAGGAUACGGCGCACAUCUCAUGAGCCAUCUUAAAGACUACGUCAAGGCUACCAGCGAUGUCAUGCACUUCCUGACCUACGCCGACAACUAUGCGAUUGGUUAUUUCAAGAAACAAGGAUUUACAAAAGAGAUCACAUUGGACAAGCCCAAGUGGAUGGGAUAUAUCAAGGAUUACGAGGGUGGUACCAUAAUGCAGUGUUCCAUGCUGCCCAAAAUCCGCUAUCUCGAAUCAGGGCGAAUGCUGCUAAAACAGAAAGCUGCUGUUCAUGCAAAGAUCCGAGCAGUAUCAAAGAGCUACGAGGUUCACCAACCCCCUAAGGCUUGGAGGAACAUCAAACCCGGCCAGCCUCUACCUGAGAUUGAUCCACUAUCCAUUGACGCAAUCAAAGCGACAGGUUGGUCACCCGACAUGGACGCACUCGCACGCCAACCUCGGCGCAAUCCUUCACACAGCCUUCUACUUGGCCUGCUCUCAGCCCUGCAAACAAGCAGCUCAGCAUGGCCUUUCCUCCAGCCUGUCAACGGCGAGGAAGUUCACGAUUACUACGAAGUCAUCAAAGAACCCAUGGACCUCAGCAGCAUGGAACAAAAGCUGGACAAGGACCAAUACGAAACCGUGGAAGACUUCGUCAAAGACGUCCUACUCAUCGUGCGGAAUUGCAAACGCUACAACGCCGAAACAACACCAUAUGCCAAAGCUGCCAAUAAGCUGGAGAAGGAAAUGUGGAAGAAGAUUCGCGAAGUGCCGGAGUGGUCGUACCUGGAACCGGAAAGUUUUGAGAGCACGAAUCGAAAGCCGGAGGAUCAGUAGGAAGUUCCACCUCCAACGCGAGCUGCUCCACCGGAUCCUCCUGAUAUAGGGCGGCGCAAGGUCCAGAAGGAGCGAGCCACGGGGCUUGACAGGAAUGGGAAGCCCAGUGUACGUGGCCGGAGAGGGCGACCCCCUGGUCCUCGGUAAAUACUCUGCUUCUGAGGCUAUCAAUAUAUUGCAUGAUAGACGACUUGAUAACAUUGAAUGAAAUACGACUGCCUUUGAUUGAGGUAGUAGCAAAACAGCUUGACCAGA